Apus apus (common swift) is the source of this 6987-nucleotide messenger RNA. RefSeq names its product RE1 silencing transcription factor (gene REST). The record is from RefSeq and is a predicted model, not a curated record. The transcript has 3 exons. The coding region runs from base 132 to 3188 and encodes 1018 amino acids. Gene Ontology annotation, cellular component: nucleus. Lineage: Eukaryota; Metazoa; Chordata; Aves; Apodiformes; Apodidae. Gene Ontology annotation, biological process: regulation of gene expression.
CCGGGCCGCCCCCUUUUGUUGGCGGCCUCGGGGCCGGCGGGGUCCCUAGGGCAGCCGGCCGGGGGCCCUCGGCGGGGCCCAGCGGCCUCGGCACCCACCCGUGGGCGCCUGCGCCGCCCCCGGUGCCUGACAUGGCGGCCCUCGCCGGGGCGGGUGGGUCCCGGCGGCUCCCGUGGGAGCGGACAGCGCUGCGGGCCGGCCUGCGCCCUGGGGGGCCGGGGCCCCGCUGGCUGUGCCCCCGCCCGGCCCCGUGGGGUGGGGUCCUGCGCAGGGCGGAACCCUGCAGCCCUUUCGCGAGAGGGUGGGGACCCCCCGAGGGCGAGCGAGCUCUGUUAGCCGGGAAGCAUCUCUCUUCGGGGUCUGCCUCCCCGUGCCUCGGCCGAGAAGUCUGUUUUAAGGUCUUGAUAGGAGGCCUACCUGGGCAUUUCAAAGCAGAGGAGGCUCUUCUGCAACUCGGGUGCUUACAGGUGUUUCUUUUCUGUUCUGACAGAAUUGUUGCCAUGGCGACUCAAGUGCUGGGACAGUCUGGUGGGAACAGCCUCUUUCCUGGCAGUGCUAAUAUCGGUGUGGCUUUGUCCAAUGACAUGUAUGACUUACACGACCUUUCUAAAGCUGAGCUGGCAGCUCCUCAGCUUAUUAUGUUGGCAAAUGUUGCCUUGACGGGAGAAGUCAAUGGCAACUGCUGUGAUUACCUGGUUGGAGAAGAGAGGCAAAUGGCAGAACUGACAACGGUGGGGGACAGCAACUUCUCAGACAGCGAUGGAGAGGGAAUGGAAGAUAGCCAGGCUGUGGAGAAUGACCGCGAGGCACCUGAAAAUGCGGAAUUAAGCUCUCUUGAAGUUCCUAGCGUGGAAACCCAAGGUGCAGCUGCUUGCCCCUCUCCUAAGACUCCCAGUGGGGACAAAGAUGGCUCAUUGGAAGCACCAGCUACGCCAGAGAGCACAGAGGACAAGUCUAAGAGCUUGAAGAGCAAGCCGUUUCGUUGUAAGCCUUGCCAGUAUGAGGCAGAGUGUGAGGAGGAGUUUGUGCAUCAUAUCAGAGUUCACAGUGCUCAGAAAUUCUUUGUGGAAGAAAGUGCAGAAAAGCAAGCCCAGCUGAAGGAGUCUGAUUCUUUCCUCGCAGAAGAGGUGGAUUUCUCUAAAGGCCCAAUCCGUUGUGAUCGCUGUGGCUAUAACACUAACAGAUACGAUCACUAUCUGGCUCACUUGAAGCACCACAACAAAGCAGGGGAAAAUGAGAGAGUCUACAAGUGUACCAUAUGCACUUAUACUACCGUCAGUGAAUAUCACUGGAAGAAACACUUAAGAAAUCAUUUUCCCAGGAAAGUGUAUUCUUGCUCACAAUGCUCCUAUUUUUCAGAUAGGAAGAACAAUUAUAUUCAACAUAUUCGAACUCACACAGGAGAGCGACCCUAUCGAUGUGCUAUGUGUCCUUAUUCCAGCUCUCAGAAGACCCAUUUAACUAGGCACAUGCGCACCCACUCAGGUGAGAAGCCAUUCAAAUGUGAUCAGUGCAGCUAUGUGGCCUCAAACCAGCAUGAAGUAACUCGUCACGCAAGGCAGGUUCACAAUGGGCCGAAGCCUCUGACUUGCCCACACUGUGACUACAAAACAGCUGACCGCAGCAAUUUCAAAAAGCACGUUGAGCUCCACCUCAACCCACGCCAGUUCCUCUGUCCUGUUUGUGAUUACGCAGCGUCUAAAAAAUGUAACCUGCAGUAUCACAUCAAAUCCAGGCAUCCUGAUUGUUCUGACAUCACCAUGGAUGUUUCAAAGGUGAAGCUACGGACUAAAAAGAGCGAAGAUGACUUUUCUGAGGGCAUUAAUGGCAAAGGAGAGAAGGAACAAACAAAAGGGGAUUCAGCUGCAAAGAAAACUGAGAAAAUUGUGAAAGUGGAGAAAAAAGAUAAUUUAGCAAAGGAAAAGAAGCCGACGAGUAAUGUGUCUGCAGGCCAGGUGACAACCAGAAGCCGGAAGUCUGCUUCAAAACCCAAGGAGGUGGAUAUUAAAACUGAGAAAAAUACUGAGAAAACAUGUAAAACGAAGAAGAACAAAAGAAAGGCAGAGGCUGAAGUAACUUCCUCAAAGCAAGAGCCAGCAGAUGAUACUUCAGCAGUAACAAAAAAGAAAAAGAAAGUGGAAGCUAAACCCAGAGACUACCAUGAAGCUCAAAGAAGUGACAUUGUACCAGAGGAGGAGCCUAAAAAGCAAAAUUCUUGCCUCAAGAAAAACAGAAAAAAGAAAUCUCUGAAAAAUAGUCAUGGUAAAAAAAGCAGUAAACUCGAUCAGGAGAAGACUGAGGAAGAGGAGAUGCCAGAUGAGUGUCAUACCACAGAAGAAGAUAGAUCUAUGAAGCCUGAAACUGAGGGCAGUGACCAGAAAGAGCAAGAGGCCACUGACACAGUGGCAUUAAAUAAUGAUGGUGGUCAUGCACUGAAAGCGAAGAGCACCAGUCCUGGAGGAAGCUGCAUACAAGAUCCAGGGCAGCUGUGUGUGCCAGCUCAGGGUGCAAACACAGAAGAUGAAGUAGAGGACCAAGAAAUGCCAGCUGCAGCAGAAGAGAGCAAAGACACUGUUGGUGAUGAAAAAGAGGAGAAAAAGGUGGACAAAGGGGAAGACACUUGCUCUGAGGAAUCUUCCCAUGUAGUGUCUUCUGAAAAAAGCUUGGAUGUGCCCACAGAUGUGGUACUAGAUCUGGCGCCUCAGAAGAAGCCAGAGGAAACCUUUGUGGCAGAAACUGUGAGUAACUCAGACCUGAUGGACCUGACCAAGACAUGCCUGCCAGCGACAGAGCCAACAGGAGAUGCCGUGCCAGCACCUGCACCCCCGGAAGGAUGUACACAAAGCCCUAAAGUAGAUCUGGCCUUGUCAUCUCCAGAGAACACAGCAGUGAAUGAAUCUCAGGAAAUGGAGGAAGAUGAGGGCAUCCACAGCCACGAAGGCAGUGACAUCAGUGACAACAUAUCAGAAGGAAGCGAUGACUCGGGGUUAAAUGGUGCUCGCUCCAUACAAGAGGAAACAAGUCCAAAGACAUCACAAGGAGCUGCAGACACUACAGUGGCCAGUCAGAACUAUGUGUGCAUUUUUUGUGACCGCUCAUUUAAAAAGGAAGGUGAAUACAGCAAGCACCUCAAUCGCCACUUAGUUAAUGUGUAUUAUCUUGAGAAGGCAGCAAAAGGGCAAGAGUAGAAAUAGCUGUGGCUUGGGAGAAUUUUCUUUUGUAAGAUCUUAUACAACUUAUGUACAGAUAUUGUAGAUUUUUUUUUUUUUUAAGCACGGUUUGCUUUACUAUCUGCAUUGAUUUGUUUUUUGGUUUAAUUUUUUUUUUUAAAGUUGAAAAUAUUUUUGACAACUUUUUGUUUAACUGUUGAAUCUAUUCCAUAGAGAAGGUAGGUAGGGUGUAUGAGGCUGCAUCCCGUAAAGUCAGUGUAAGCUUCUUGUCUAUUAGCUUAUGCAAUGCUUUUAUAAAUUGAAUUUUAGGAACAAGACUUUAGCUAACAAUACACAAGUUGGAUGUUUAUAGAGCCACUGGCAUUAGUUGCUUUUUGUUCUAGCAGCCAAAUCCUCUCUCUCCCCUCUUCCCUUAUUUUUUUAAAUUUUAUUCUUCUUGAUAUAUCUUAAUGUUCUAAGUGUUAAACUACUUGAUGGUUUUUCUACCAGGAAGAUAGCUUCUAUUACAUAAAGAGCACUUUGUAAAAUAAAUCAAAGUUGGCUAGUGAUGAACAUAGUUGUUUAAGAUAAUUAUAAUUGUGAAUAUACAUUUCAGAUCCCCUGAGCGUGAAUGGUGAGCCAAAAUUUGGGAGCAGUCCUUCCAACUUUUAUUGGAGAAUCUCUGUCUUGAUUAGUAUCUUAAUUACUAUGAUAUUUAAUUGGCUUUCAUGUGGGGGAGCAAGUUUGUUAUUUUUAAUUUCUGGUUGGAUUGUUUGUUGGGUUGUUUUUUUUAUUGUGCUUUAAGGGCUUAAAAUAUUGCACAUUGUUUUUGAUUUUUACCUAUGCAGUUUAAUCCUUUAGGAAUAGCGCUUGUGCAGUACAUGUACACUUUAUAUAUGCAUGUUUGGUUUUGUUUGUAUACAUUUUUUAUUUGGAAAUGUUCAGAUUCGUUGCUUACCAAGGAACAGUUUUCUGUGAUGCUUUUUGCUGCAGAUUUGUCUUGGUUUCCUGGGGUAUUAUUAAUUGUGCAUGAAGUUGCUGAAAUCAUGAACUGCUUGGCUAUAUAUUUUUAACUGGCUUUAAAAUUGUGUAGUUCUUGAGCAAAAGGAUACCCGUGCAAUUUCAAAACACUAUUUUUGCCAUGAAAAUGCUACUACUUAUAUUUUGAAUACACAUACAGAGUAAUAAGUUCUAAUUUAUAAUUUGGGAUCACCAGACAGGAAAAUACUCCCAGGGGAAAUGGCCUGCAGAUUCUGCAAGUCCAGAUGAUUUUUUUUUUUUUUUUGCCCCUCCCCUUUUAAAUGACAGCAGUCAAACUUGGUGAGCUUUAAAAAAAUAGUAGCAGUGAUAUAAAUAUGGUUCAAAAAAAUCUAACAUUUAGCAUACCAAAAUACAAAAUAAAGAUACAUCAAGUGGUAAGCAUCAAACCUGUCAUUAAAAACUGUAGGAAUUUCUGCUCCUUAUUCAUUCAAAUUGCAUUUAAUAAGAUCAUCCUACUUCCAUGCAGAGAGAAACACGUAAAUGAUCAGAUUGUCAUCUCAGGUCUACAUGUCACACCAGUAGUUUUUAAUUCUGAAGAGAUUUAAUAUCUGGCACACACAAACACAAGAGAGAUUGCAUACUUACUGCUUGUAGCCAGCCAGUGGCAAAAUGUAAACAAAAUCCAGAAGGGAAAAAGCAAAACCCUGCACUCUCAUCUGUGCACUCUUCUGGCUUUUGUUAACCAGCCUUUCAGUGGGAGCAGUUGGGGGUAGCUUCCCUGGUUGGUGACACCAAAGCAGCAAAUUUGGAGGCAGGUGUUACUUGGAGAGUGGAGUUGAGGAGCCCAGACAGUAUUUGUCAGGGCACUUUAUGGCAAAUGCUCAUAAUGUAAGCUCUGGAAGAAACCCUAUUCUCUGCAUGUUCCCACAGCAUCUUCCCCUCCAAACAAACCCUUGAAUGAAUAGAGAGCAAUAAUGCUGCAUUGCUUCUGCUUUUGGGAGAGUUUGGUAAUAGGAGGCCAAAGAUUUGAGAGGGAAGGCAUCCCUCAUGGCAGAAAUAAAUUGUAUAAUGUAUAGUGAGUUUUUGUUUGCUUAGAUAGUUUUCAAUUCUUACCUUGGCUGUGACAAUCAUUGUCAACUGAAGAUCAAGUUGCAACUAUAUUUAUGUUAAACAUUAAUAAAAUAAACCUAGUUGAAUCAUUUUCCUAAACAACCAUUUGUAAUAGUGUUAGAUGUAUUUUUUUUUCUUCAUAAUAGUGUUUCCUUUAUAUAUAAAAGUUGCCACCAUUUGUGAGCGAUACGAGCAGAUGCUGGGAAUUCUAGUACUGUGUAGAGGUUUUAUAGCUCCCUUCAUAUCCUUGCGAAGAGCCUUUGCCGUCUUGUGAGAGACUUCAAGGACUUCAGCCAUGUUCAAAUAAACUUGUGGACUGGCCUGAUAAUUUUUCUGGUUUGUUCUUCAGUGAAAAGAAUGGUGUUGACUGACUUUCAAUCUCUUUAUGAAAUAAAACCCAAGAUGUGGUUCUCUUGAGAUAACCUGCUGCACAUUUCUGUGAAGUGGUCAAGGUUUCAAUGCUUGAUCUGACAAGAACUCUUUGAAGACAACAGUCAGCUCCUGUUCUGCAGUGUUUCUUACCACAAGAUUAGAAACUGUAUAUAAAUUAUUAACAUAUUAAGAAGAAGAAAAAUUGAUUACUUCUAUUUGAGACCCAUCAACAUUGUCCUAAAAUACCUAGUGUUGGUGCAGAACCGUAUUGGAAUUUUCCUCUUGGUUAAGACCAAGGUUUGAGAGUAUGUUAUGGUAAAGCAGUAAGGAUGUAAUGUGUUAUAUGUACCUAAAAUGUUAGACAUUGCUAAUAUUGAGUAUUGGGGGGGGGGGGAUGUGGGGCAGGGCGUGUGUGCAGGUCAGGUAACCCACCAUGUAUGGUGGUCUUACAUUGCUGUAUCUCUCUUUAAACAAUGCCUUCUUUUUUUAGUUUUUCAAUAUUCUUAAAUUAUUUUGUGUUGAUUUUGCCAAUGCUAGCAUUUUUGUGGUUUUUGGCAAUAAUACUUGUACAAGUGUUAAACCUCCGAUAUGUGAUUGGAAGGAUUAGCACACUGAUAACCCUGCACUGCCAGCCCUGGGCUGAGCAAUGUGGUGUUUCAGGCUUUUGCUGUGUAAAUCUACAUUGAAAGUAACUGCCCUGAGAAAUGGUCUCAGAGUGCAUAGCUAGGCAUUAAUAAUCCAUGGUAUUGUAAUUGCUGUUUCUGGAUUUUGAUGAUAUAGGCUGGAACUUCAGUCGUUUAAAGAAGAAAGUUCAACAACUGACAGGCCAGUUAAGAUGUGGUAACAUCAUUGAUUUCAACAGAUUUAAUUGAUUCCAACAGAUUUAAUGUAGCUGAAAGGUAUUAAAUCAAAUGAAAGAAUUUUCUUGAAUUUCAGUUUUGUAGAUAUGUGACGUGCCUACAAUAUUAACAGAAUCCAAAUAGCUGAUGGAAUUUUUUUAUGUGUACAUAUAUUUUUUCCCCUCUAAAAUUACACUAGCUAACAAACUUUUGUAAGUUGGCAUGGAAACAUGUUUAUGAUGUUUAGUUGCACCAUGUUUGAUGCUUUUUACAGUGCAAUACUUGUAUCCUCUGAAUGAAACCAAAGGUAAUUUUUUCAUGCUCUCUCUACUGCAGUGCAUGACAGUCUUUUCUACGUUUGUAAUAGAUGUAAAACAAGGCAGAUCAUACAUCCUGUUUGUACCUAAAACAUGUAUAAGAAGUCUUUUGUCCAAAAUGUAGUAUAAAGUUAAACUAAGUUGCAUUAUAUUAACCCUUACAAGUGUAUUUUCCUAAGCAUAGUUAUGAUUAAAUAAACUUUAUUAAAGAACUUGCCA